CACUGAUAUGAAGUAGAGGGCGUUGACGUUUUAAUGUCAUUUGUCGACGUAAACAAGCUUGGUGGUUAUCCUGUAUUUAUUGUUUAUUUUUAUAUAUAAACUCGAUUAAUUACCAUGUCGGCACACAAUGUUAAUGUCUGCGACAUCACAGACGAUGUGAAAGAAGUGUUAAAGAAGUUCAGGUUUCAAAAACACACGUCGAAUUCAGCGCUCAUAUUAAAGGUGAACAGAGAGAAACAGACGCUAGAGGUGGACGAAGAGUUGGAGAAUGUGGAGCUGGAGGAGUUGCAAGACAUUCUGCCGUCACACCAGCCACGGUUCAUUGUAUACAGUUACAAGAUGGAACACGACGAUGGACGCGUCUCCUUUCCAAUGUGUUUCAUUUUCUACACGCCCAGAGACGCGCAUAUGGAACUACAGGUAAUGUACGCCGGAACACAGAGGGCGCUAGCGGCGGCUGUGGGCGCCCCCCGUCUAUUAGAAGUUAGAGAAAUAGACGAACUGACAGCUGACUGGCUGAACGAAAAACUGAAGAAGUAGACUGAUCAUCAGUAUUGUUAAUGGGAAGCUUUAUAUUAAUGACGUCUGUAUAUGGAUGGUUUUAUGUCAAGACUAGCUAAUCUCACGCGGUUUCACCGACUGCUCGGCUACUACGGAUCAUAGCGUGAUGUUUUAUAGCCCAUAGCCUUCUUCGAUCAAUGGACUAACAAACACAAAAAGAAUUGUUCGAUUCGAACCAGCAGUUUCAGAGAUUAGCGCGUUCAAUUAAACAAAAUCUUCGGUUUUAUAAUAUUAGUAUAGAUAUGUACUUGGUUCUAGAUUUAUGUAAAUGUCUUUAUAAAGAAAACCUGCCUAUAAGCAAAGGCCACUGCUGAGCAAAGGCCUCUUCUCCGUGUGAGAAGAGGCUUUUGAGCAUUAACCACCACGCUUGUUUAAGGCCGGUUAGCGAUUUCAAACUUAUAAUUAGAUAUUGUAAGUCCAGGUUUCCUCACGAUGUUUUCCUUCACCGUAUGUCAGUGGUGUCUAAAUAAACUAAGAAAAUAAUCGCUCUAUAUAUUCGUUAAAACUGUACAAAAAUCCGUCCGGCAGUUUUCGAGUUCAAUGCAGACA
This is a messenger RNA of Spodoptera exigua (beet armyworm), 1110 nucleotides long. NCBI's taxonomy places the organism in Eukaryota, Metazoa, Arthropoda, Insecta, Lepidoptera, Noctuidae. The record is from the annotation of a GenBank genome assembly.